Molecule: messenger RNA, 4119 nt
Organism: Rosa rugosa (rugosa rose)
Lineage: Eukaryota; Viridiplantae; Streptophyta; Magnoliopsida; Rosales; Rosaceae
Product: disease resistance protein RUN1-like
Exons: 10
Coding region: 118-2955 (945 amino acids)
Biological process (GO): defense response; signal transduction
Molecular function (GO): ADP binding
Source: RefSeq, a predicted model, not a curated record
GGUAAAAGAGAAGUUGCAAGGAAGGUAGGCACUCUAGGAAACCAUAUACAAUGCAAACGCACUCUAGAAAGGCAGAUCAAUAGGAAGGCAACAUUCAACAGAUCCAGCAAGCAAAAUAUGGCUUCUCUGACCAAUGAAGCAGCCAGUUCUUCGUCUUCUUCUCUCCCACGUUCUUCUAUUGAUCACCAAAAUCAUUACACAUACGAGGUCUUCCUGAGCUUUCGAGGCGAGGAUACACGCUUUAAUUUUACAGAUCAUUUGUAUACUGCUCUGUGUCAGAGGGGAAUUGAGACAUUCAGAGAUGAUAAGCUUAGCAGAGGAGAAGACAUAUCACAAGAGCUCCUCAAAGCAAUUGAGCAGUCGAGAGUUUCAAUCAUAGUCUUCUCUCAAAAUUAUGCUGCCUCAAGGUGGUGCUUAGAUGAACUGGUCAAGAUACUUGAAUGCAGAAAAUCCAAAGGACAGGAGGUUAGAGCGGUGUUCUACAAGGUGGAUCCCUCAGAUGUACGACACCAAAGAGGUGCUUUGGGUGACGCGUUUGCUACCCUUGAUCAAUGCAAAUACAAGGAUAGCAUGGAAGAAUGGAAGGCAGCUCUCAAGGAAGCAGCAGAUUUGUCUGGAUGGCCUUUCAAGGAUGGCGAGUACGAGUCUAAAUUUAUCAACGACAUUGUUGGGGAGUUGUCUGCCCGAGUGGUAAACCCUUCAUGUGACUUGCAAGUAGCUGCACAUCCUAUUGGAAUAGAGUCUUGUAGACAAGAUGUCAACAAACUUUUACACACCGAGGAAAAUAUUGUUCGCAUGGUAGGUAUAUGGGGGCCUGGUGGAAUAGGAAAGACCACAAUUGCGAAAGAUGUGUUUAAUUCUAUUUGCCAAAACUUUGAAGCUAGUUGUUUCUUGGCAGAUGUUAGAUCUAAUUCAAAUUGUCUAACCCAACUACAAGAGACACUUUUGUCUGAUAUUUUAGACUCAACUUUGAAGGUAAGUAGUGUUGAUCAAGGAGUCAGUUUAAUAAAGACAAGGAUGCGACAUAAAAAAGUUCUCUUAAUCCUUGAUGACGUAUCUCAUUCUAGCCAAUUACAUAACUUAGUUCCGUCUCCAAAUUGUUUUGGGCCGGGUAGCAGAAUUCUCAUAACAACAAGAGAUAAACGUUGGCUAAUUGCUCAUCAAGUCGAUGAAGUAUACGAGGUCAAGAUGUUAGAUUAUGAUCAAGCUUUGGAGUUGUUUAGCUUAAAUGCUUUCAAGAGAAAUGGACCUCCAGACGAUUAUCUGGAACUUGCACAACGUGCUGUACACUAUGCCCAGGGCCUUCCAUUUGGUUUGAUAGUUUUAGGGUCUCAUCUAUUUCAUAGAAGCAGAGAGGAGUGGGAAGCUACAUUAGAUAGUUGUAAAGAAGAACCCCACAGAGAGAUAAGAGACGUGCUCAAAAUAAGUUAUGAUGCUCUGGGAGUAGAUUUAAAAGGAUAUUUUCUUGAUAUCGCUUGUUUCUUUAAGGGUAAGCAUGUAGACAAUGUGAAGCCAAUACUAGAAGCUUGCUACGACCUCAAAUCAGUGAAUGGUAUUGCACAACUCCAAGAAAAAGCUUUGAUUAGAAUUGACGGAGUGCGUUGGACAAAUGGAAUAGACAAAGGUCGCAUUUGGAUGCAUGACUUGAUAGAAGAAAUGGGUAAAGACAUAGUGUAUCAAGAGUCACCUGGUGAGCCGGGGGAACGUAGCAGAGUAUGGAGCAAAGAAGAUGUCGACCACGUUCUAACAAAUAAUACAGGCACAGAUAAAAUUAUAGGCAUCCAGUUCUCGGAAUAUUCUAAGAUGUCUUUGAAUGCUAAAAGCUUCUCAGGGAUGAAGAAUCUUAGAUAUAUUUCUAUGAGCAGAAUGAUGAAAGAUGAAUGCUUUUCUGGAGACAUUGAUUAUCUUUCCAACCAGUUGAGAUGGCUUGAUUGGUCUAAAUGUCCAUUGCAAUCUUUUCCAUCUGAUUUUCAUGCAAACAAACUUGUAAAUCUCGAUAUUUCUGAGAGUCGCGGAAUCACACGACUAUGGGAGGGACGUAAGAAUUUUUCACGGCUAACAUGCAUGAAUUUAAGGGGUUGUCAUUCCCUAAUAGAACUCCCAAACUUUAGUGGAAUCCCCAACUUGAAAGAGUUGAAUCUAUAUGAAUGUCGCAAUUUAGUUGAGGUUCCUGAUUCCGUUGGAUUCCUACGAAACCUUUUUACCUUGAAUGUUGACUGCUGCUCUAACCUUAGUAUGUUUCCGAGAAAAAUCAACUUUAAAUAUGUAGAAACUAUUGUUAUCCGCUCUUGCAAGCUUGAGGAAUUUUCAGAAGUUGGGAAAGAGAUGGGUUCCUUGAGAAGUUUGGAUCUAUCACGCACAUGCAUUAAAGAAUUGGAUGAGUCGAUUGGAAAUCUCGUUGGGCUUGAAUGGUUGGGUCUUAAGGAUUGCAAAAAUCUUACAACUCUACCGUGCAGCAUUUAUGGAUUACAAAAUUUAAAGAUAUUUGAGGUUAGUAACUGCUCGAAACUUGUCAGAUUUCCAACAAAUACCAAAAUUUUGAAUGUCGAUGGUUGCCCAUUAUCACUUCCAAAGCUAGAGUGGUUCGACAUCGGAGGAUGCAGUUUACCAGAUUGUGAUUUCCUCGAGACUCUUGAUUGCUGGGAAACAUUAUUCCUGCUUGAUCUGUCAUUUAACAAUUUUGUUAGUCUUCCUGCUUGCUUCGCCAAAUUUGUCAACUUGCAGGUGCUUUUCUUGUGGGGUUGCAAGAGACUCCGAAAACUUCCAGAGCUUCCACCAAAUUUGUCAAUAAACAGUUUUGUUAGUCUUCCUGCUUGCAUCACCAAAUUUAUCAACUUGCGGGUUCUUUUCUUGGAGGGUUGCAAGAGACUUCGAGGAAUUCCGGAGCUUCCCCCAAACGUUUACCAUACAUCCAAUGGUCUUGUUUUUAAUUGGUUGAGAGAUUCUCGAAAUUGACAAAUCCUAGAGCUGUGAUAGAGGUGGAGUUUUUGUGUUCCGAAACUCGAAAACAACGGAAGAGUUGUCUACGGAACUCCAAAACGACAACGCACCGGGCAAGCAUCAAUGGUUCACUUUGCUCAUGAAAUGGUUCACUUUGAUCCCUGACCUGCACAGCUCCCAUCACUCAACAAAGACCCGUAGCUGUCUUUGUCUCUGCAACCAACGCUAACAUCCACUUCAACCAAAACUGAUCAAUCUGUGGAAUCAAUGAAGGCCUGGUCUUCGGAUCUGGUCGGCACUUGAGAGUGGCUACAUGAUCGAUGAUGGGGAAUAAUGGUAUCAAAACUGUUUGUACUUGUCCUCAUUGUUGAUCCUCAAUUGAUUCCAUUGUUGUAGGAGAAUAUCGGUGGUAUCAGCUAGCUAGGAAAUGCAAAUUAAGUGAUCAUAUGUGGUGGUUGGUGAGAGUUUUCUAAUUCAUUAGAAACUGGCAUGAGUCUCAUUAGAGGUUGCUGCAGGAUCAGGCUCUCUCCAAUCCAAAAAGCAUUCCUAUUCGACAAAACUGAUCAAUAAUGGGAACUAUAAACUUUCACUUGGAAUGGUCGCAGAUUUGGGCAUGCUGAUCUAACUGAAUAUGAGCCGACUGCAAAUAAGUUAGAAGUAAAGGUGAUGUGACAGGCAUGUGCUGACCUUCUUGAGGAAGUAAAAGUUGGUUUUCUUUGUUUCCAAGGAUGGAAUUGAUGCUAUGACUCUGUGAGUACUGCUUCUUUGAGUUUGCAUACGUUGUAAAUUCAUGCAAGCAAGUUGGUGCUGUAAAUAUCCAAUGAACCCCACCUAAAUUUAUACACGGAUGGAUAUUACCUAUUUCAAAGUUGGAAGGUUACCACUUACCAGCAAACAUACGGUGAUAUACCUUGAGAGUGGUGAGACUCUUAUGAUGGCCAGAGCAAGCAAUGAGUGUGAUUCCUCUCCUAUACACCAAUUUGUAUUCUGUUCAUUUUUCCUCCAACAACCUUUGUACCAAAAUAAGAUAUGAUUCAUAUGAAUGUCGUCUAAUGGGGUGGUUGAUCAAGAGUUUGCAGCAGAUAUAGCUAUAUUUUGGAACUUGUUUUAGGAGAUAACAUUGUUGUUAGUCCUGAUAUUUUAGGAAUGAAAUCCCUUCCGUAGUUAAUGACUCCUAAG